GUUCUAUUUAUGGCGUCAUAAAAGAGAGGGAAGAGAGAAAAAAAAAAAGGAAGAGAUAAAAGAGAAAAGAAGGAAACCAACCAUAGCCUUCUUCAUUUCCUCCCCUCCACUUGCAGCCGCCGAUCACUUACCGUCAGCUAAGAUCUCUUCGCCGGCGACAUCGCCCCCGAGCAGCAGCGUCGGCGACGGAAUCGGACGACCAAUCCUGGCGCAUGAUCGACGUGUUUUUGCACCUUUUCUUGCUCUACGUUCCACGACGCAGCUAGCCUGCAACAUAACACUCACUUUGAGCAAUUUCUCCGCUUGAGACUCCAACGGGAAAAAUAAAUUGUGCAUCACCUUCUCGACGACUGGGUCCUUUGCAGCAACAUUUUUUAUUUGGGGGUAAGCUUUCGAUUGUUACCCACAAUUCGAUUGGUUCAAAUCAGUUUACCCCGUUAGAGGUUCAGAAAUGGAAGUUCGGACGUUUUCGGACACUAACAAAAUAGGAUUGGAGGCUUUUUGGCUUUCAAAAACUUGAUGUUUGUUCAAGGAAGUUGAUCUUGGGCUUGAGAAUUAUAGGAUCGUCGACCGAGGCAUGGUUCACUCACCCAUGGGAAUAUUUUUAGUGUUUACGAGACCAAUGUGUAAUGAUCAUUAAGAACUCCAUCUCAAAUCCUUUGAAAAUGGUUGUAUCCGGCGUUAUUCUUGAUCUGGAUGGCACACUUCUACAUACAGAUGGCAUAGUGAAUGACGUUCUAAAAUCCUUUUUGGGCAAGUAUGGAAAGCAAUGGGAUGGAAGAGAAGCCCUAAGAAUUUCUGGUAAGACACCAUACGAGUCUGCAGCUGUUAUUAUUGAAGAUUAUGGGCUUCCUUGCUCAUCAGCUGAAUUGAUGUCACAAAUUUCCCCUUUGUUUGCAGAGAGGUGGUGCAACAUUAAAGCACUACCAGGAGCCAACCGGUUGAUAAAACAUUUCAGUAGUCACAGAGUGCCAAUUGCAUUAGCUUCAAACUCGAGUAGGGAAAACAUAGAGUCCAAAAUUUCUUUUCAUCCGGGUUGGAAAGACUCGUUCUCCGUGAUAAUUGGUGGCGAUGAAGUUACAGCGGCCAAACCAUCUCCUGAAAUAUUCCUUGAAUCAGCCAAAAGGUUAAAUCUAGAACCCUCGAGCUGCCUUGUAAUUGAGGAUUCCGUUCCAGGUGUUGCAGCUGGAAAGGCUGCCGGGAUGAAGGUGGUUGCUGUACCAUCCCUUCCAAAAAAGUCUCAUCUCUACUCUUCCGCGGAUGAAGUGAUCAAUUCACUGCUUGACUUUCAGCCUCAGAAAUGGGGCCUGCCUCCAUUUGAAGAUUGGGUAGAGAACACCUUACCAAUUAAUCCUUGGUACAUUGGAGGUCCCGUAGUCAAGGGAUAUGGGCGUGGCUCAAAAGUACUUGGGAUUCCUACAGCGAAUUUAUCUACAGAAGGAUAUUCAGAUGUCCUUUCAGAACAUCCAUCAGGUGUUUAUUUCGGCUGGGCUGGUGUAUCAACAAGAGGCAUCUUUAAAAUGGUCAUGAGUAUUGGUUGGAAUCCAUUUUUUGACAAUGCCGAAAAGACUAUUGAACCAUGGCUACUCCAUGACUUUGAUGACGAUUUCUACGGCGAGGACUUGAGACUUGUUGUAGUCGGAUAUAUUCGACCAGAGGCCAACUUCCCUAGCCUUGAGAGCCUAAUAGCUAAGAUUCAAGAGGAUGGGAGAAUUGCAGAGAGAGCUCUUGAUCUUCCAUUGUACUCCAAGUAUAGGAACGAUCAAUACCUGAAGCAGCAUGAUGCUUAGAGAUGGCAUGCUUUAGUUAGGAGUAAAAUUCAUGCACCAAAUUAACAUUUUUCCCAACUAUACAAUUCUAUACACUUCUAUUACAAUUUUUUGUGGCUUAUUGUUUGUUAUUAAUGUACUAAUGAUAUAACUUAAAGAGAGACGGUACGUUCCUUAA
This is a messenger RNA of Cucumis melo (muskmelon), 1947 nucleotides long. RefSeq names its product bifunctional riboflavin kinase/FMN phosphatase. The transcript has 12 exons. Gene Ontology annotation, molecular function: riboflavin kinase activity. Gene Ontology annotation, biological process: FMN biosynthetic process; riboflavin biosynthetic process. The record is from RefSeq and is a predicted model, not a curated record. Lineage: Eukaryota; Viridiplantae; Streptophyta; Magnoliopsida; Cucurbitales; Cucurbitaceae. The coding region runs from base 630 to 1790 and encodes 386 amino acids.